This is a messenger RNA of Angiostrongylus costaricensis, 444 nucleotides long. The record is from the annotation of a GenBank genome assembly. NCBI's taxonomy places the organism in Eukaryota, Metazoa, Nematoda, Chromadorea, Rhabditida, Metastrongylidae.
UAUUCUUUGGGCAAUGUUGGUUUCGCUAGAACAUUACUUAUUGGUGCUUAUCUGAAUGCGGCUAUAACUGACAGUAUGGAGUGUCGCUUCGCUUUAUGGAGCCCGAAAAGGAACACAGCUAGACAAAUGACAAUAAAAAUGGAGGAUGCGACAGAUAUUAUGCAACAUAUUCGCCUUCUUUCGAAUGAACAGGCUUCCUUGUUAGAGGAACAGCAUUAUGUGCAGUACACAUCGCUUCUAGGCGCCUAUGCUGCUUCAAUUAGAGACGAGAAGGUGACUCGAGAUCGUAAUCCUGUGAUGUUCGCAAUAGCAGCUGAAGAGUUGGGACGUUUUGUAAAUAGACAUUCUGACCAGGAGCCGUGCCGUGAUAACUCAAAGACGAAGGAGUUUGAUAUACUUGUGGAAGUUAUUCGCGGAACCCUUAAGGGCAAGUUGCAGCUUUGA